Anastrepha ludens (Mexican fruit fly) is the source of this 2949-nucleotide messenger RNA. RefSeq lists its product as uncharacterized. The transcript is spliced from 4 exons. The coding region runs from base 1 to 2949 and encodes 982 amino acids. The record is from RefSeq and is a predicted model, not a curated record. Lineage: Eukaryota; Metazoa; Arthropoda; Insecta; Diptera; Tephritidae.
AUGCAUCAAACGAACGGAACCGUUUCAUCCGCUAACGGUCCUUCCACAGACACCGCUGCUGACUGUUCGUCUUCACAUUUGAAUGCCAAUCCCAACCAGCCUCGUCCAAGAGAUAGAACUGUGCUGUUGGCGACCGCCUUAGUCAAGGUACGCGAUUGCUCUGGUCAUUGGCAACCCGCUCGCUUGCUGUUUGAUUCUGGUUCGCAUGCUUCCUUCGUAACCGAGUCAUCCCUAUGCUUUACUGUUGACGCAUUGUUUCUGCCUAAAAUCACAAGCGAUUUGCCAACACAGCCCUUGAAGGUUUCGGCGUGGCCGCACAUACAAAAUCUAUUUUUAGCCGAUCAGCACUUCAUGAAACCCGGGCGUAUCGAUAUCUUGGUCGGAAUGGACGUCAUGGUACAGCUCCUCUGCUCGGAGAUUCGUAAGGGUCCCCCCGGUACGCCCGUGGCUCAACGAACGGUUUUCGGUUGGACGUUAUUUGCAAAUGUCGAUGAAUCCGAAUCCACUUCGCUCGGCUUACAGUCUCUGCAUUGUGAAGUUCAUUUAGAUCGAGCGCUCACUAGACUUUGGGAGUUAGAAGAAGCACCGAAAAAGGCCCACCUCACCUACGAAGAACGCUAUUUUGAAGAAUUUUGCGAAAAAACGCACAGAAGGUCACCUGACGGUCGAUUCAUAGUAGAGCUGCCGCUGAAAUCUGACGUACCCUUGGGAGCAUCACGAAGUUAUGCUGUUCGAAGUCUACUAAGCAUCGAAAAAAGACUUGCGCGAGAUGACGACCUACGCCAACGCUACAAUGAGUUCAUGCAAGAACUCAUCGACAUGAAGCACAUGGAACUUGCACCACCGCCAACGGAUCAAACGAUCUAUAUGCCGCAUCACCCCGUUAUAAAAGAGUCAAGUGUCACGACUAAAUUGAGAGUCGAUUUCAAUGCGUCCGCCAAAACCACCACCGGGAAUUCGUUGAACGAUGCAUUAUUUGUUGGUCCCCAAUUCCAACCUGAUUUAUAUUCAAUUUUAACACGUUUCAGAACUCAUCGCUACGCAGUAACCGCGGACAUCGCGAAAAUGUACCGCCAAAUAUGCAUGUCCACGAAAAACCUCAAUCUACAACGCAUUGUCUGGCGUCGUGACCCGACGUUACCCAUAAAGGAUUAUCGCAUGUUGCGCGUUACUUAUGGCGUUGCCGCUGCGUCCUACUUAGCCGUUAAAUCGCUGCAACAAACCGCAAAAUAUUCGUCACACAUUUGUGAGAAGGCUGCUGCCGUCAUCCAUAAGGACUUUUACAUGGAUGAUCUCCUCACUGGUGCGUCUUCUAAAGAAGAGUUGCUAUGUUUACAACGAAACGUCUCCGAAAUACUGAAGGAAGGGGGUUUUGAACUUCGAAAAUGGGCGUCUAAUUGUGCGGAACUUUUUGAAAAUGUUUCGAAUGCAUCAGAAAAUAUAUCACACUACCUAGUCGAUAGUAAAGAUGUCCAUGCCUUGGGCCUGAUAUGGAAUACAGAGGAGGAUUACUUCACGUUCUCAGUUAAUCUGAAUCAACCACCCACUAUUUUAACGAUGAGAACAUUCUUGUCUGAUGCUAGCACGCUUUUCGACCCACUGGGUCUGCUCGCUCCAGCGACCAUAAGAUCAAAGAUGUGGUUUCAGGAGAUCUGGCGUAUGAGUGUCGGUUGGGAUGACGUUAUUCCAGACUGCAUCGCAGCACAGUCGCGACAUCGCUCGGAAUUGCUACUGCUAUCAAGUUUAAAGAUAAGUCGCUGGUUUGGCUCAGGAGCAGGUGAGUCGUUCACUGAGCUACAUAUUUUCGCUGACGUUUCCGAACGCGCUUACGCUGCCGUAUUGUACGCGCGCACAUUACACAACGACGGCAGUAUUACUGUCGUGCUGAUCUCGUCGAAGAUUAAGGUAGCACCACUUAAAACAACAACCCUGCCGCGCUUAGAAUUGUGCGCUGCACAUCUUGCUGCUAAAUUGGCGCGAAGCGUGUUACAUAGCUGGGGUGAUCUCCGCUAUCCGAUCUAUGCGUGGACUGACUCAACUAUUACAUUGGCAUGGCUUCAGGCGCAUCCUAGUAAGUGGAUAACUUUCGUUGCCAAUCGCGUUGCUGACAUCCAAGAAGUUUUACCGCCUGAAUGUUGGAACCAUAUCCGCUCUGAACUGAAUCCAGCAGAUUGCGCUUCUAGAGGUGUAACUCCGUCUGAACUACUGCAUCAAAAACUAUGGUGGUCUGGUCCUGAAUUCUUAAAAGGUCCUGACCAUUUCUGGAAGCUAUCACCGCUGCGCCGCAUCAUUGCUUACGUGUUAAGGUUUUUCGUCAACGCUCGAGUUAAGACACGAAUCAAUGCUGCUAAACGGGUCGGUUCUCCCUGCUGUCAAGAGAUAUCCGAAGCUGAACUGCGCUUGAUCAGCAGGAGAAAGCCGAUUCCGAUUUUGACAUUGCAUCCAUAUCUCGAUGAGAAAAACGUCUUGCGAAUAGGAGGUAGGAUCAAGAACGCUGAAGUAGCUGCUGACGUAAGACAUCCGAUUAUCCUGCCAAAAAACUGCCCACUUGCGAAACUGAUCAUUCACGAUAUUCACGAAUUCACAUUAGACGCGGGACCUCCCCUCAUGCAAACCAUCCUGCAACGUCGAUAUUGGGUUAUUGGCGCCCGCAGCCUAAUUCGUAGCACAUAUCGCAAAUGCGUAAAGUGCACCUGUCUCAACCGCAAUCUCGCCGCACAUUCAAUGGGGGAUUUACCUGCGGCCAUCGGGCGUUGCCUCGUCCCAUCACCGUCACCAGUUAUACCGCCACUUAUGCGAGCCUUCGGAUCGGCUGUGCUGCUCUUGAACAUCCAUCAAUUUCUGCGGCUUUCAUCAACAACCCGUCGUUUGCCACAUCAACAACAACAACGGCAACAGCGACAACAACAACUGGAACAAGUUUGUGCGAUUGUUUGUGGCGAACAGUAG